Molecule: messenger RNA, 342 nt
Organism: Meloidogyne enterolobii
Lineage: Eukaryota; Metazoa; Nematoda; Chromadorea; Rhabditida; Meloidogynidae
Source: the annotation of a GenBank genome assembly
AUGUAUUCUUUAAAAUCCCCUUUUAAUUUAACAGAAAUAUCUCAUCCUCCCUUUCUCAUUAAAAAUAGAGGUUCCGUCAUUAUACUGGAUAAUGAAAAUCACUCUCCCUUUAAUGCUGGUUACCCCUCACUUAUACAAAUGCUGGCAGCUAGUGGACACUCUACUUUGGCUAUAGAAGGUGGAAAUUUUGAAGAAAUUGAAAAAGUAGUCAAGUGGGAGGAGCUUCAUGAAAUUUUACUUUUGGGGGUUGGAAAGAAAGGAACUCAAUUAAUUUUGGAUUUGAUUGAAAAGUAGGUUGAUUGGGAGGCUUUUGGUAUAAGCUGAAGAAAAAAAUGCUAGUUU